This is a messenger RNA of Paramacrobiotus metropolitanus, 2308 nucleotides long. RefSeq lists its product as uncharacterized. Gene Ontology annotation, biological process: proteolysis. The record is from RefSeq and is a predicted model, not a curated record. NCBI's taxonomy places the organism in Eukaryota, Metazoa, Tardigrada, Eutardigrada, Parachela, Macrobiotidae. Gene Ontology annotation, molecular function: serine-type endopeptidase activity. The transcript has 5 exons. Bases 16 to 2112 code for a protein of 698 amino acids.
UCGUGCAUCUCUCUCAUGCGGGUGUUCCAUUUCUUCUCUCGUUGCUUGCAUCUGAUCGACCUUUGCGCAACCUCACGUACGUCGGUUGCUGCAAGAUCUCACCUGUUCUUCACCAUCCGAAGAAGCCGUAAACGCACCAGUCUUGUGGCGGCACUGUUCGACAGUUCUGGGGUGGCUGUUGUUCAUUCUCGCUGGUGUGGCUGUAAAACGUUUGCCUGGCGAUUCCGUAACAGGCAACUUAUACCAAAGGACACCAUGCGGUGCGAGAGAAUAAGGUCGUACUAUAACGGAUUCUAUGCUACGCUUGUCAUAUUAUGGAAUAUUCAGUUUUCCGAAUCCACAUUUUCGCGGCUUGUGACCCCAUGUGAGACGCCCUUUGGUACCGGCAGAUGUGUGGCCGACCGGAAGUGCUGCCAGGAUUUCGGUGGAAUAAUAUUCACCAGCGACGGAGUGCAGACACCCAAGAAGGAACUCAUACAGUACCGGAUAGCCGGUAUUAAUGCCCCGAAAAGCUUCGUGGCGGCCGACAAUGACGACAUGGACGAUGAUAAUUCGCCCGGUCACAUCUUCCCAAGGGCCAAUGUCAUCGGGUGCGAAGAUACCGAAGUCUGCUGCUAUCUGCAGCCGGUUGCGUCAUCGGAACGCGAAGCAUCAGCGUGCAGUGUGUGUGGUGCCCGCGGAGACGGUGACAAUCAGAUUGUCACUGGAAAUGUAAACGAUAUUGAAAUACCGUCCAGGCAGGGAGAUCUGUUCCAAGUAGCAGAAGGCGGUUCCCAAGUUAAUCCCAUUCCAACACAACCCACCACGACGACCACGACAACAACCACCACAACCACAACGACAACGACAACCACCGCCAAACCACUGCCGCCACGAAAAGUUAUCCCCAGAAUUUUCGACUACACCUACGCCUUCGACUACUCGAAAAUGGCUCGUAUUAUUAACGGUCGCAACGCCAACAAGAACGCCAACUGCUGGCAGGUGGCUUUAUCCAAUGCCAGCGGCGUUUUCGGAUCAGGUGUUUUACUGGACCAUCACACCAUUUUAACCGUCGCCCACAAAGUGGCCAACUUCAAACGCACCCAGUUCAUCGCCAUCCUGGGUGCUUACGAUUUCGCGUCGGAUGAUCUGUUCACACAGACUUUCUACACGUAUCCCUUGGAGAUCAUUCUCCAUCCGCAGUACGAUCCAGUCACAUACGAGAACGACAUCGCUAUUCUGAAGAUUCCACCGGUCGGUUGCGAUAAACCCAAUAUCUGCACGGUCUGUCUGCCCGACGCACCAGUCGAUGCCAAUGCGUGCUCAGUGCGGGCGAUGCCGAAGAAUUUUGUUCAGGAUAACAAAAAACCGCUAAAGCAGGCAGCCGAGCAGUUGCUCAAGCAUCGGGAUGAUUAUUUGGAUGCCAGUGAGAAGCGACAGUUGGAGAUGCGCAGUGACCAACCGCAACUGCGCAGCGGACCAAUCGGAUCGGUUUGCGACAAGCGUUGCACCGUCAGCGGAUGGGGCACGACACGCGACCAAGAAAUUGCCACAGUUCUGCAAGAAACGAAAAUGGCUGUGAUCAACAACAGAGACUGCGAAGCGCGACUGAAGGCGGUGGGCGUGAGGAACUUCACCGUCAACAGAUCGAUGUUCUGCGCCAGAGCGAAUAAUGAUGAUUCCGGAACUUGUGAUAGAGACGGAGGAGGUCCUUUGGUGUGCCAAGCGGAUGACGGCCGAUGGGUGUUGCAUGGUUUGACGGCGCUGGGUUUGGACAACUGUCAGUUUGGUACGCAGGCACCCGGCAUGUUUGUUGAUGUGGGCAAGUACAUUGACUGGAUAACGAGAGUGGGUUUCGUCAAGCAAACCUCCUCCAUGGGCUCACGAUCUAUACCCGUUAAAUUAAACAUUAAUCUGGGCCCUUCUCAAAAACUCGAACUGCGAUCAAACGAACAGAAGAGUCCGACGGGAAACAGCACGGAUACGUCACUACAUUUGAAGCUGUUUUCUAAUAAAGCACCGGAGAACGUACCAUUGUUAAAACCGGUCAGCCCUGAACAGUUCAAAAGAAUUAAUGCUCCUGCUCCUAUUCAGAAUUCUUUGGACAAGAAGCGGUUUCCUGUUGAAAUAUAGUCCAUUCCGGGGGUAGGGAAAUGUCUGAGGGUUUUCUGCCGCUACUUUUAUUAUGUUCCGUUUCGUAUUCAGUCAACCGUGUCGUCGAUGUAUGUAUGGUGUUGUUUCGGUUUAAUUGUUAUGAAUUACAUAUUUAUUCCUCAAUGAGGAUAAAAAUGUCCUGUAAUGUGCACUGUAUUGUGUAAAAAAUUUUGUU